Messenger RNA from Penaeus chinensis, 1074 nucleotides. Its product is annotated as atrial natriuretic peptide receptor 2-like. Gene Ontology annotation, molecular function: peptide receptor activity; guanylate cyclase activity. The record is from RefSeq and is a predicted model, not a curated record. The transcript has 9 exons. The coding region runs from base 1 to 1074 and encodes 357 amino acids. Gene Ontology annotation, biological process: receptor guanylyl cyclase signaling pathway; cGMP biosynthetic process; intracellular signal transduction. Lineage: Eukaryota; Metazoa; Arthropoda; Malacostraca; Decapoda; Penaeidae.
AUGCGGCGUGAAGCCUCGGCCCAGCGCGCGGACGAUUACAUUCAAGAACUCGCCUCUUUCAUUGACUCCGUGAGAGAUGUCGAGUACACACUCAUUAACGAUAUCAGAGAAACGAUCGAGGACGACGUGGCGGCGGCCGACCAGCGCUACAGCCUGACCCUCAUGGUCCUCAUCCUCGUCCUCGUCAUCUCGCCCGUCAUCAUCCUGCUCGUGAGGAAGGCCACGGGGCUCAUUCAUGAAUACGCCAAGAACUUAAUCAAGAAAUCAGGAGAGGUAAAACGCGAGAAGAGAAAGAGCGACAACUUGGUGUACCAGCUGUUGCCGAGGACGGUGGCCACCUAUCUCAAGCAGUCAAAGCAGGUCCCGGCAGAGUACUUCGAGUCCGUGACGAUCUACCUCAGCGACAUCGUCGGCUUCACCCGAAUUUCGUCCGAGAGCAGCCCCUUGCAGGUGGUGAUGCUCCUGAACGCCCUCUACAAGCAGUUCGACGCCAGUAUUGAGAAAUUCGACGUCUACAAGAUGGAGACGAUUGGCGACGCCUACAUGGUCGUUUCGGGAUUGCCCAAUCGGAAUGGGAGCAAGCAUGCAUCUGAGAUCGCUGACAUGGCCCUCCGGCUCCUCGACAUGGUGUCCAGAUUCGAGCUUUUGCACAAGAAGGGGGAGAUGCUCAGAGUGCGGAUCGGGCUGCACACGGGCACUUGUGUGGCAGGUGUUGUGGGAACAAAGAUGCCCAGAUAUUGCAUGUUUGGCAAAACGAUCAACACUGCACACUUCAUGGAGGGCAGCGGGCAACCCAUGAAGAUCCACGUCAGCGAGACAACCUACCGGAUGCUGGCGGAUGCUGGGUGCUACAACCUGGAGUUCCACCAAAGACUCGCCAUCGUGAGCAAGUACAGAAAGGAGGGAGAAGAGGAGGAGGAAAUGAACACCUACUGGCUUCUUGGGCGCCUCGGAGAGCCAUCUGGGCGUGGGCGUGUAGACGUUGCGCAGGACCAGACGCCCACCUUUCUCGAGUACGUGUCCGAGAGUGAGCCUGGCUACUACUCCAGGGCGACGGCCACGUCCAGGUUCUGA